Zea mays is the source of this 1022-nucleotide messenger RNA. RefSeq lists its product as uncharacterized. The record is from RefSeq and is a predicted model, not a curated record. Lineage: Eukaryota; Viridiplantae; Streptophyta; Magnoliopsida; Poales; Poaceae. Bases 290 to 664 code for a protein of 124 amino acids. The transcript is spliced from 4 exons.
AAAUUCUCAUGUGGAUGUCAGAGCUACAUACCAGAGUCUUAGCCUUCCAAAUGUCAACAAACUGAACAUCAUCGCUGUUAGUUUGGGUGCACUUCUGACACAAAUCACGCCUCAGAGCGACAACUCAUGCAGCAGUACACAGGCCACAGCUCUCUCCCUAUACAGGGCAGGACCAGCAAAAAAAGGAGAACUCCAGCACCACGGACGACAGUUCAAACUGGAGCAGAGAUCGAAUGUAGACUGGAACCAUGGCAAGGCCGUCGGUGGUGUGCACAUUUUUCGUCAGCUGAUGACUUGUCCAGGGAGGUGGCAAGCCAAGUUGACAACCAAGCAGCUAGCGCCCUUCAAUUUGUCGGAAGGAACCAGAACUGAGUCCAGUCAACUGGUUUGGACUGGAACAAUGACGGAGGCUCCCUCUGGUCUGGACCCUGGACUGCUACAGUUUACUCGGGUAUUUUGUUUUCUCGGAAGUUGGAACAAGAAGAAUGUGCCUCGUGAGGCCGGCCUUCCUGCCUGCCUGGCGCCUGCCUUGCUGCGAGCCUGCGACCAAGAUCAGAGCUCCACGUCUCCGUCGCGCCGGGCCAAAGCCGUGCAGCACGCGACGACGAAAUUCAGGGCACAUCGCGUAGGCAGUAGUAGGACCGAGAGAGUUGUGCAAGACUAGCCAGUAUGAUCUGUCUCUUGAUCGAAGUGUAACUGGCUAGUUGCGGUUGCCUACUACUACAUGCUUGACCUAGCUGGAUAAUUGAUUGGUACUAGGAAUUUAUAGUCAAAUCUUAUGUACACAGGCAUGGUCAAAACGCCACACGAUUUUGGCCUAUACCAUGGUCUACUCUUCACCUGUAGCUGUAGGCAGGGUACCUGCCGUCCGGAAGUGGUCUAACAGUUUUCUGAUAGAAUCUGCCGUGCAGCCCUGGAACUCUGGGAACUUUGCGAUGGAGGAUUAAACGACCCGGCCUCUAGAGCGCCUUCGUGGAAAUGGCGCCGGUACUGAAAUUUGACCUGGAGAAACACCCCCAAGG